UUUUUUUUCAAAUCAGGAAGAUUAUAAUUGAGUUUUAUUUAUAAGUUUUUCACUGAAGCCUACUUUAGGUACGAAUCCAGUCAGUAUUGCAGCUCCUGGAAAUCAUGGUGACAACUUUGUCCUAGAUAUGGCUACUACAGUGGUUGCUGCUGGAAAGUUAAAGAUCAUGGCUUCAAAGGAUAGUAAUCUUCCAGCAAAUAUGAUUGUCGAUGUAAAUGGUCAUGAGAGCCGUAAAUACGAAGAUUUUAAUGGAGUGUUUCCGGUCGGAGGUAGAGAAGAAACUGGUGGUUAUAAGGGGUUUGGUUUAGCCAUGAUGGUUGAUAUCCUUAGCGGUGUUUUAAGUGGUGCAGAAUUUGGAGCAACUUGCAAAGGAGCGGGAAAUCUGGGUUUAGGUUUUAUAGCAAUUGAUCCUAAUCAAUUUGAAGAUGGUUUUACAAACAGAAUGCAAAGUUUGAUAGAUGCUUGCAGAAAUCAGCCACCGGCUGACGUCGGUCGUCCAGUUUUGGUUCCAGGGGACCCAGAAAGACAACACAUGGAAUUGUGUGAUCAACUUGGUGGUAUACCAUAUACAAAAAAACUUUUACAGAUUGUUGAUAGUAUUGCAGAAAGAUAUCAAAUCACACCACUGCUUUAGAAUAUAGGAGAUAUAUCAUUAAUACAAAAAGAGCUGCG
Messenger RNA from Mytilus californianus (California mussel), 672 nucleotides. RefSeq lists its product as uncharacterized. Bases 128 to 634 code for a protein of 168 amino acids. Lineage: Eukaryota; Metazoa; Mollusca; Bivalvia; Mytilida; Mytilidae. The transcript is spliced from 7 exons. The record is from RefSeq and is a predicted model, not a curated record. Gene Ontology annotation, molecular function: oxidoreductase activity.